This is a messenger RNA of Rhodofomes roseus, 774 nucleotides long. RefSeq names its product putative methyltransferase-domain-containing protein. The record is from RefSeq and is a predicted model, not a curated record. The coding region runs from base 1 to 774 and encodes 257 amino acids. The transcript has 7 exons. Lineage: Eukaryota; Fungi; Basidiomycota; Agaricomycetes; Polyporales; Fomitopsidaceae.
AUGAUUGACCUUGCCCUCGAAGAAAAGCUCGAUGACCUCGACCCUCUCCGGCACCUCCGCGACGACCUCGACCUCGACUCCGACCCCAAGACAACCCGCACAUCGGACGGCUUAGUCCCCGCCCAGAUCCCGUCCAUCCUCAACCAGAGAAUCGAGCUCGCGUUUCCUCGGGGCCCGGAAGACGGGGACAUCCUCAUCAAGCUUGUGGUGGACGCCUCGCCGGGCUGCGGGGGUAUUGCUUGGCCUGCGGGAGAGGUACUGUCGCGAUACAUAUCGCGUCAUGGCUCUCUCGAGGGGCAGACGGUGCUCGAGCUCGGGAGCGGCACGGGCCUCGUGGGGCUCGUCGCGGGCAAGCUAGGAGCGGAGGUAUGGAUCACCGACCAGGCGCCGCUCUUGUCGAUCAUGCGGCGCAACGUAGCCAUGAACGACCUCUCCGCACACGUACACGUCGCCGAGCUGAAUUGGGGCUCGCCACUCCCUCCGGACAUCCAUCGUCCCUCCGUGAUCCUCGCUGCCGACUGCGUCUACUUCGAACCUGCGUUCCCACUCCUCGUGCACACCCUCGCCGAGCUUGUCCCGCGCCCCUCCGAUUCUGACGCUGCCUCCGACAGACCAGAGGUGUUAUUCUGCUACAAGAAGCGGCGAAAGGCCGACAAGCGGUUCUUCACGUUGCUGAAGAGAGAGUUCACCUGGACCGAGGUGACAGAUGACCCAGACCGCGAAGUAUACGCUCGCGAAGCGAUCUCGCUCCUGCGACUCACGAGGAAACGCUGA